AAAAAGACCAUCUGUGGAGCAAAACACCACCCUCUUUCGAGGGUGUAGCCACCCCGGAUGGGGUUUCUCUAAGUCCGCCCGCCUGCGGUAUUUUUCAAUCCGUCAUCUUAACCGGCCACUCUCAGCCUCACGCACCAACUGCAUACGUCCUCUUUACCAGGCUUCCAAGCCUCUCUACGAACCAGGCCGCCCGAAGUCAACUCGACUUUUUAACACAAGGGUCGAGUUGAGAAUCGAACUCAAGACCCAGGUGAGGGUUGUCGACGGUAGUGAAACGCUACCUCGGGAGGUUAAAUGCCUGGAAUCCGGCCGCGGGCUUACAC
Molecule: messenger RNA, 323 nt
Organism: Mytilinidion resinicola
Lineage: Eukaryota; Fungi; Ascomycota; Dothideomycetes; Mytilinidiales; Mytilinidiaceae
Exons: 1
Source: RefSeq, a predicted model, not a curated record